AUGGCCAACUUCGCCGCCCAGCUCAGGGAUAGGUUUUUCGGCCUCGUCGACCGCGUCGCCGGCUGUGGCCGCUCCGGGGUCAGGGAGGAGGCCCCCAAGUCGGCGCCGGCGCCGGCCGUGCAGGAGGUUAUUGAUAUGCCGGGCAUUCACUUAGUUUGGCGACGUUCGGCGAACCCCGCCACCGUGAAGCACAGCCUGAGGCGCCCUCGCACCGCGGCUCCCUCCCAUCCGGUUAGAUACGGCGCUCGCGGUCACCAAAGCCCGCCCGCGACCCUCCGCCCAUGGCUAUUAGGGUUUCAGGCGUCGGCUCCGGUGGCCGUCGUCCACCUCCCGUCCGGGAGGAACCGCCGGUGGACAUCCUUGCAGCUGCUCGGGACAAAGCAGCCAUGGAGCUUCCUCCUGCUCCUCUGGCCUCGGGGAGUGAAAGGAAAGCAUCCAGUUGGGGUGGUCUGCAGCUCUGAUCACCUCCAGCAGCACCACAUAAUCAAAGUUCCAAACAGUAGUGCUGCACUUCUGCCCAGUGGCGAAGCUAUGUAUCCCCGAGGCUGGCUUCGCCGCUGCUUCUGCCUCCAGCAAGCAUUUCACUUUGAUGUUUAUAGCUACACGCACCAACUCGAUGUACGGCGACUCCAUGGAGCAAGUCGAGUUCGUGGAGCAAGUCAUGGACGGUGCCAUGGAAGAUUCAAAAGAUAUAUGGAUGAUUAUAAUGGUGCGUGGCAAGUAUAUUGCAAUGAUGAUGAUGUUCCGUUUCAUGAUGAUAAUGAUGUUCCGUUCCAUGAUGAUGAUGAUGGAUGCUAUCAGUUUUAGUUAAGUUGUAGGGAUGAUGUGUCUGUCUGAUGGUGUUCCCCGGUUAAGUUUAGUUAAGUUGUAGGGAUGUUGAAGGAUGCUUUUUAUUUAAGUUUCGCUGUCAAGAAAAUAUUUAGGUUAUGCAUCACAUUUCGAUGAUGUUUCCCUUGUAAUAUCAACCAUUGUAAUCCAACAGCUUUAUCCAAUAUAUGAUUUCUUUCUCUAA
Molecule: messenger RNA, 1012 nt
Organism: Triticum urartu
Lineage: Eukaryota; Viridiplantae; Streptophyta; Magnoliopsida; Poales; Poaceae
Source: RefSeq, a predicted model, not a curated record